AUGACUCGAUAUGUCGUCGAGCGAUUCGAUGUUGAUGUAAAUGCCAAGAACAAGGAUGAAGCAAAUGCUGUCAGACUCGCUGCCGAUGGCGGAUACCACGCCACUCAGCGGAUACUAACGCGAUUUCUCAUCGACGAUGAUACGAACGGAGAUAUGAACUUUUUUCAUGAUCGACUUACCUGCUGCGUUCCCCCGUCUGAGAUCGAGCUGACCGUCUUCAGUCCGAACGGUGGUAUCGGAGCCGACUUCCAGGCCAAAUGGCUCGAUGCUGAUGCGGUGGUCAAGCUCUUCAUUCCAGACGCGGCCCAUUCGUCCUUUAAUGAUGAAAGGAACAAUGCGUUGGCAGGCCCUGAGGUUUUGAGAGGGGGGCCGCCAUCAUUUAAGUCGGAUGUGUACGCGUUGGCGAUGUGUAUCAUGGCAGCUAGGGAGGGGGAUACACCAUGGGGAGGAGAAGACGAUGAGGACGACGAGAGCUAUAAAGAGCUGCGCCUGAUGAAGUUGGCUUGGGUACCAGAGAGGGAAGUUCAAGACGAUGGAGAUUCCGACUCUGACUGCGACAUCGCCUUCGUUAUUCCGAUGUGCUAUCAAGACCCUCAAAAGCGCGCCUCCUUAUCAUCUGUCGUCUACGAACUGGAGCGCCUGGCGGCCAAAGAGAGCUCCGAGAUUUCCCACCCUGAGCUCGAACCAGCAGACUCUUUUGAUGACUAUGCGCUUGGCCAACUGCAUCAAGCGUGGGUGAAGCUGCAAUCGCGCAUGGAGACCUGCGACAACGUGGAGUAUUGCCGAGCGUUUGACCAGCUCAAGAUGAUACAAAAGCGCAUGCAAGAAGCAACCCACUACCGAGCACUAGGUCCACCAGACAGUCAAGAUGACGCCUGA
Messenger RNA from Phytophthora sojae, 879 nucleotides. RefSeq lists its product as hypothetical. The record is from RefSeq and is a predicted model, not a curated record. Lineage: Eukaryota; Oomycota; Peronosporomycetes; Peronosporales; Peronosporaceae. Bases 1 to 879 code for a protein of 292 amino acids. The transcript has 3 exons.